UAGUAUGAUACUUUGGUCACGUGUGUCAAAAGAUAUAUGAAUCCAACUAUAGAUGGAGAUGAACUUUAUCAACGCAGCCACGCAAUGUAACGAACGUUCAAAUAAAAACGACGUCAAGUUGGCUUUGGAAAUGUGAACGAAGCCGUAAAUUGACAUUUACAAAGCCAACUUGACGUUUUAUUUGAGCGCUCGUUAUUAUUUUAAUAUGGGGAAGAUGUCACUGGGUCCGACGAUCCAGACUUAAAUACAGUUGGCUGUAAAAAAACGAUCAAAGACGGCUGCAGGUUUUUGAAAGCAUGUCUAUGAUCAUUUAAUUUUCGCUUCAAACAAACUUUCAAGAAGCUACUUGAUAGUGCGUUACUAUUAUUAGUAAUUUAUUACUAUUACAAACAGUCAAUUUUAAAGUGUGUCGAAUGUAAUACGUGUGUAGUAGUUGUGAUCAGUCCCAAAAGUGUGGUUAUGUUUUGAUAAACUUUUAAAAAAUGAACAACAACAGGGUCAUCGUGGACGAAACUUUCACAAUCGAUGUCGUUGAAGAUACAGAUUUCAAAUUCGUUUUGAAAACUAUGGAGAACCGUUCGCAGUGUACACAAAAUGCAGUUGGUAAUGUCGGUGUAAAAAUAGAGCUACAAGAAAAAAAUAAAAAUACAAAAAUAGUUCCUGCCAAUAAUACGGACCGCAUAAAAGACGAAGUUAAAGGAGGAGCAAUUGGGGACACCAUUGAAUUGGCUAAAUGUGAAGAUAACCAUUUUAUUACUGAGGAGACUAUUAAAGUCGAGGAACCUCAAGUAUGGUUUACCAAAAAUGUUGACUUGUCACAAAAGAGAGAAUUUAAGGACGAACCAUUAGAUGCAACAAAUUGUGAUAAACAAAACGUACAAAAGGACAACCCAUCAAAAAAUAUAAAAAGCAGUGACUGUGGUAGUGUCACUGGGCCUAAAGUACAAACAAAAAUAGAAAUGACGAGUACAAGCCAUGAAAAGACUGAAAGAGGACAAUCGGUUAUAGUUGAAAAUACAGGAAAUCUUGAGCAACAAGUGCCAACAAGUCCGUCUUUUUGGUGUACUGAUUCAAAGUCUGUGGACAAAAAAGAAGAAAUAGAAAUUUAUGAUUGUGAAGACUGGACGGAAAAAACUAGUGGAUAUUCUUAUGACGUUGUUAAAAAUGUUUACGUUAUAAAAGACGAAGAUGAAGAUACGAACGAAGAAUGUCCAUAUAACGAUAAUCGGAACAAACAAUUUAACACACUGGGAACAGUUGAUUUGAUUGAAGACCCCAUAGAUGUAGAAGAUGAAGAAAUUCCUCAGAACCAAGGUGCCAAAUUAGAAAUAAUUGAUUUAACGGAAGACCCCAUAGAAGCAGAAGAUAAGCAAACUCCCGAUUUAACCGCACCUACCUCAAACGCUGUAGAUACAGAGAACGUAAGUUCAUCUGCAGAAACAUCACCAUCCAAAGAAGAAGAUAACGCACCAAAUUCCAAAGUCCCUCAAAACCAGAACGCGAAAUUGUCGCUUUCUUCACCUCCCGUUGAAACUUCCUCAACUGCAUCUUCGUCGUCAGAAUUUCAAGAUCCAGUCGCUAUAGUUAACCCGAACAAGAAACGAGAAGUACGCAAUGCUUCAUCAAAAGAUGAAGAAACUAAGCAAUUGAGAAGAACUUCUUCAUCGUCGGAGUUUCAAGAUCCACCAGUUACGAAACCUAGCGUUCCGCGCAAGCCGCCUUCGCCAAAGAUAGCUGAAGAAAAGAAAAAAUCACUGGAAAGACGUUCUUCCUCUUCAGAGUUCCAAAAUCCGAAAAUCACUUCAAACCAGAAGAAAAAGCAAACUUCUGCUUCCACAAAGUCAACAACUUGUCGUCCAUCUGUUUCUUCGCUGGCGACUAAAAAGAAAGCUCCUGUGGUGACCAAGGAUAUUCUUUCUAAAAUAGAUGCGUUGAUCAUUUCUGUGAAGAACGAGCCGGCUUUGGAUACUGACAAAAGUGAAGAAAGUCGUGAAGUUGGUGCUUCGACUAACCCUUCAGACUCUAGGCAGAGUUCUGCUUCAUUUCCUCGGGAAAAUUUGAAAACUUCUUGUGUAUCUCUUCAGAUUGAAGCACAGCAGUCAAGCAGUGCCAAAAAAGAAGAAAUCCAGAAGAUACAUAGUAAAGCUAUCCCUAAGAGACGUAAUUCCGCAAGUACGGUUCAAAAUAAUCGUGUGAAUCUCUGCUUAGUUUCAAAUGCGGAUUCUAGGCAAGAUCGUUCGAAUGUCCGUGUAGAUAAGACUCGUAAGAAUGAAGCACCCGUAAAUAAAUCUAGGAAUGAAGAAAUUCAGAAGAUGCAUACUUCAUUUAACAAAAUUAAUACUGCAGACACAGUUCAGAUUAAUUCUCUGAAUCUUCAGUCAGUUCCAAAUAGGGAAAAUCCAAGCAUCUGUCCAACUUCUAGGCAAGAUUUUCGUUUAGAUCUUUGCCAAAAUACGUCAACAAGUUUAAACAGUUUCUCUAGAUCUAGAAACAACAGUGAAUCUCGUCAUAUCGAAAUACCGUCUUCAAGUAGUGCUAGAGAGGAAGAUAUUCAGAAGAUAGAAGGUUUACCUGACAUACAUAUUUCUGUUUUAACAUCGGGCCAAAAUUACGGUUACAGCAAUUUAAAUAGUUCUGCACCGUUUUCAAACAAAUCUAGAUCUAAAGAAAACCAGAAGAUAGAUCUCAAAAGUAGCACUAGCAAAUGUAAUUCGUCCAACGUGGCUCCUAAUAAUCCAUUGAACCCUCCUCAUUCAAGCUUAGAUAUUUAUCACUCAAAAUCUACUUCUAUUGAAGCACUCCCUUCAAGCAGCAUCAGAAGGAAUGGUGUUCAGAAGGUACAUACAAAUUCGCUAGAGCAUAGCUCUGUUUCAAAUGCGCAGAGUCAAAAUAGUGCUUCAUCUUCUAAACAAGAUUCUACUGAUCGUAAAAAAAACGUGAAAAAUUUGAUUAAGCGAAACCAUCAACCAAACAAAUGGGCAACAAUGGGCGCCACAUCUAAGAAGUUGAUUUCUGAUCAAGAAAUUCCGAAAGUACCCAAAAUGUCAACCUCUACUUUGGGGGAAAAUCGGCGAAAAUUAGCUAGGUUAUCUCAGAGGCUUGACAAUAGAAUGAGCUUUCAGUUCACAAAGACACAAUCUACAGAGAGUUUGUCUAAAAUUGCAAAUGUGGAUCGAAUUCCAGGCCUUCCAGUGAGUGUUCCUCAGACAGAAGUCACUCUUAGAAAUGUUUAUCAAAACACGAAUAAAAGUGUUCAUCUAGAAUCCGUAACUAGCAAUAAAGCAAAAAUACAGCAAAUACAUUGCCUAGAAGGAGAAGAGAAAAUAUAUCCUGAAAAAUCUCAGGUUUCUAGUCAUUACGUGCAAUCCUCUCUCUCUUCUACAUAUCACAUUAACGACGUACCAUCUAAGCAAUAUUGUUCUGAAUUUCAAAAACACAAUAGAGAUCUAGAAGUAGCUCAAAAUGUACCUGGCAGUUCAUCUUUUAGAAGAAAUUCCAGUUCUACACAUUCAGAAGUCAGUCCAUCUAUGCAGAGUCCACGUCAUCUAAAUCCAUAUAUCUCUCCACAAUCUUCAGAUUCUAGACAUUCUAAUCAACAUUGUCAAUCUUCAAGCAAGCUAGAUCUUUCAAGACUUCGAGUAAGUAGAAUCCCAAAUUCCUGUUCAAGUGUAUCAGAGAAUGGAUACGUAGAAGGAAAUUCUGAUUCUGAACGUCAGUUCCAGGCUUCGGUUAUGUACGAAAUAAACAAUUUUUUGUCUAGAACACAUAGAGUAGAAAACAUAGAAGCACCUCAGUCAAAUUUUCAGAAUACUCCAGAAGGAGUAAGACACCCAGAAACACACCAUUUGUACGACGAAGACGACCUUCUUCGAGAUAUGCGUAUUCAGUUAUCACAGAUAAACCCAUCUAGACAAAACUACCAUGGUAGGGAUCCAAGACUAAAACAACAAAACACAUUUUUUGGGUGUGACGGUAAACUUCGACUUAUACAACAGUGCUUAUGGCACAUGAUUACUCGGAACUUGAGUGAACCGAAAGAUCAGAGAGAUUCUAGACAUCUAGAAGCACAUCUUGAUAGAUCUGUCUGUGUAGACGAGAAACUUCGAGCCAUGGAGCAACAAUUGUGGGAAAUAAUUAUUGUUAGAAACCUAGAAGUACCCCAAGAUAACAUUUACGAUCAGGCCAGAUUUCUAGAACGCACUCUAGUUCUAUACAUGCAAUACAGGGAAGUAAAGAAUCUCCAGAAUACAAACACUUCGGACGUAUCUUCAUCUAGGAAAGACUGUCACAAAGUUCCUCAGAGAAUUGAGACUGUAACGAGCAAACUACAACAACCAAGCACCAGUCGGAAAAUAGAAACAGAAUCACAUAGAAUUCAGAAUCUAAAAAGACCGACGAACCCUUCCGAAGAGAACUCGUCUCCGGAUAAAAAAUUGCGGGUUGAGCAACCCCAGGAUUUAAGUAUGUCGUGGUUAAACGCCGUACAUUCAGCAACCCCACAAUUAACGACGGAAAGCUUCAACGACACGUUUAAAACAAUUCAUGAGUUUAUGAUAGGAGUGAUGAAUCCUAAAGUUACGAAUUCGGCUUCUUUGGCAGUUCGGUUGGGGCAAUUUUUUGGGCCCCAGAUACUCAAGAAGUUGAAGGAAGACAAAAGGAAGAACAAGAAAAAUAGUAAGUGGAGCAGAGAGCAGUAAGAAUCAUCCUGUAUAGUUGUUAAUAUUUGUACUGCAAAUAUUUUUAAUACUCGCCAGAUUUUUUAGGGAUUUUUUGUACGACACGUUGGUACUACAAGUUUUUUUUUAUUUAACAAA
This is a messenger RNA of Zophobas morio, 4814 nucleotides long. RefSeq lists its product as uncharacterized. The transcript has 5 exons. NCBI's taxonomy places the organism in Eukaryota, Metazoa, Arthropoda, Insecta, Coleoptera, Tenebrionidae. The record is from RefSeq and is a predicted model, not a curated record. The coding region runs from base 483 to 4697 and encodes 1404 amino acids.